CUCGUCAAGAGCAAGAGAACAUAGUCUCUUCUUGCUUUUGAGAAAAAAAUAAUUUUUAUGUAGGAAAGGGUUAAUUUAUCAAUAAAAAUAUAUAAAAAGAAGUAGAAAAGAGAUAAUGCAGGGUGGUAAGCUUUUAACGGUGUUUGUGUGCCUUGUCUCGACGGUGGCGCUGGUGAACGCCGGCGAUCCUUACUUCUACUACACGUGGAACGUGACGUACGGAACCGCCUCGCCUCUCGGAAUCCCUCAACAAGUGAUUCUCAUCAACGGACAGUUCCCAGGUCCUAACCUAAACUCUACAUCUAACAACAAUGUCGUCAUCAAUGUCUUUAACAACCUUGACGAGCCUUUCCUCUUGACCUGGAGUGGUCUCCAGCACAGGAAGAACUCAUGGCAAGAUGGUGUGACUGGGACCUCAUGCCCAAUCCCAGCAGGCACCAACUACACUUACCACUUCCAGCCAAAGGACCAGAUCGGUAGUUACUUCUACUACCCAUCCACCGCUCUCCACCGUUUCUCCGGUGGUUUCGGUGGCCUCCGCGUCAACAGCCGUCUCCUCAUCCCCGUCCCUUACGCUGACCCCGAAGACGACUACACCGUCCUCAUCAACGACUGGUACACCAAGAGCCACACCGCUCUCAAGAACUUCCUCGACAGUGGCCGUACUCUUGGCUCCCCUGACGGCGUUCUCAUCAACGGUAAGUCCGGCAAAGUCGGAGGACAGGACAAGCCACUCUUCACCAUGAAGCCAGGAAAGACAUACAAGUACAGAAUCUGUAACGUUGGAUUCAAAUCCACUCUUAACUUCAGGAUCCAAGGACACAAGAUGAAGCUUGUUGAGAUGGAAGGCUCCCACGUUCUCCAAAACGACUACGACUCACUAGACGUCCACGUCGGACAGUGCUUUGCUGUUCUUGUCACCGCUGACCAAGCGGCUAAGAACUACUACAUGGUUGCAUCCACUAGGUUCCUCAAGAAGGAAGUGAGCACUGUUGGUGUGAUGAGCUACGAAGGUAGCACUGUUCAGCCUUCGAGUGAACUCCCCAAGGCUCCAGUGGGCUGGGCUUGGUCUCUUAACCAGUACAGAUCCUUCAGGUGGAACUUAACCGCAAGCGCGGCUAGACCUAACCCUCAAGGAUCUUACCAUUAUGGAAAGAUCAACAUCACACGUACCAUCAAGCUAGCUAACACCAAGAGUGUGGUGAACGGAAAGGUUAGGUUCGGGUUCAACGGUGUAUCACACGUUGAUACCGAGACUCCCUUGAAGCUUGCUGAGUACUUUGAGAUGUCUGAGAAGGUCUUCAAAUACAAUGUCAUCAAGGACGAACCAGCAGCCAAGGUCACAACACUAACUGUUGAGCCUAAUGUCCUAAACAUCACUUUCCGUACCUUUGUCGAAAUCGUCUUCGAGAACCACGAGAAGAGCAUGCAGUCCUUCCAUUUGGAUGGUUACUCCUUCUUCGCCGUCGCUUCGGAGCCAGGAAGAUGGACACCAGAGAAGAGAAAGAACUACAACUUGCUCGAUGCGGUCAGCAGACACACCGUGCAAGUGUACCCUAACUCGUGGUCAGCUAUCCUCUUGACAUUCGACAACGCCGGUAUGUGGAACAUCAGAUCAGAGAACUGGGAGAGAAGAUACUUGGGACAGCAACUGUACGUCAGUGUUCUUUCACCUGAAAAAUCUCUAAGAGACGAGUACAACAUCCCACUUAACACCAACCUUUGCGGCAUCGUCAAGGGCUUGCCCUUACCUACACCCUACACUAUUUAAUUAAACUCACUUUCACAAAGUUUUAUGUAUUUAUAAUUGAAUAUGUAAAAUUAUAUACAUUCCACAAGUGAGUGUAUUAUGUUACUAAUUAACCCUUUCCUAAUUUCAUUAAACAUAUACUAUUACUAUAACUACAGAUCCAAUUGUUGUUUCACUAAUAUAAUCUAACA
This is a messenger RNA of Brassica rapa (field mustard), 1941 nucleotides long. Its product is annotated as L-ascorbate oxidase homolog. NCBI's taxonomy places the organism in Eukaryota, Viridiplantae, Streptophyta, Magnoliopsida, Brassicales, Brassicaceae. The record is from RefSeq and is a predicted model, not a curated record. Gene Ontology annotation, molecular function: copper ion binding; oxidoreductase activity.